AUGCAAGGCCUUUCUCGUCUUGCUGUUCUUUUCUGCUCAUUAUUGAUUAUUUCAACAAUUGAUGCUCGUCUUCGUCGAGUCAAAUUAAAUCAUAUCGAAUCAGUUCACGAUCAACUAUACAAAGUUGGUUCACAUGAAUCCAUUGCAUUCACACGUAAAUAUGCAGUCGAUGGACCAAUUCCAGAAUCGUUAACAAACUACUUGGAUGCUCAAUACUAUGGUGACAUCGGUAUUGGCUCACCAGCUCAACCUUUCCGUGUUGUGUUCGACACUGGUUCAUCCAAUCUUUGGGUACCAAGUGUUCACUGUUCAAUAUUUGAUAUUGCUUGUCAACUGCACAAGAAAUACGAUAAUUCGAAAUCAACCACCUAUGUUGCUAAUGGUACUGAUUUCAAGAUCAGAUAUGGCACUGGUUCACUCGAAGGAUACGUUAGUGUUGACACUGUCACAAUUGGUGGUGCUAAAAUUCAAAAUCAAGGUUUUGCUGAAGCAAUUAAACAGCCCGGAAUUGUUUUCAUCGCUGCCAAAUUCGAUGGUAUUCUUGGUCUCGCAUAUCCAUCAAUAUCUGUUGAUGGUGUAUAUCCAGUCUUCAACAACAUGAUCGAUCAAAAAUUAGUUCCUGAAAGCAUUUUCAGUUUCUGGCUUGACCGUGAUCCGGAUAAUCCACGUGGUGGUGAAAUCAUUUUUGGAGGUUCAGAUCCUUCUCUAUACGAAGGUGACUUCACCUAUCUCGAAGUUACUCGCAAGGAUUAUUGGCAAUUUAAAAUGGAUGGAAUUGCGUUCAAUUCCAAUCGAUACUGUCAAGGUGGUUGCCAAGCUAUUGCUGAUACUGGUACAAGUCUUUUAGUUGGUCCUAAGAAAGAAAUCGAAAGUCUCAACUUGAAAUUAGGCGCCAUACCCAUUCCCGGUGGCGAAUAUAUGAUCGCUUGUAGUGACAUUCCAAACUUACCACGUAUUAAUUUCACUCUUAAUGGUAAAGAUUUCUACUUGGAUGGUCACCAAUAUGUUUUAUCCGUAACACAAGCGAACAAAACUGUUUGCAUUUCUGGCUUUGCUGGUAUUGAUGUUCCUCCUCCAGCUGGUCCACUUUGGAUUCUUGGCGAUGUUUUCAUUGGGCCAUGGUACACCGAAUUCGAUGUUGCUAACAAUCGUGUUGGUUUUGCAAAAUCUGUUACACCAAAAAAUGCAACACUUAAUCAUCCAAGAAAAAUCCCAUCUCUCCGCCAUUUAUUACCUUAA
This is a messenger RNA of Adineta ricciae, 1239 nucleotides long. NCBI's taxonomy places the organism in Eukaryota, Metazoa, Rotifera, Eurotatoria, Adinetida, Adinetidae. The record is from the annotation of a GenBank genome assembly.